CACUAAAAAAAACCUUUUGAAACUUGUGAAAAUGGUGGUAUUUCUAUUUUUAAAAUGUUAUCUCUAGCCACACUUUCGUAGUUGCAAGUAGCAUAUUUAUUAUGACCACUGUAGAUAACAAUAAGUUUCAACACUAACUAUAGAAAGUUAAAUACUGAAGCAAGAUGCAGGCCAAUCGACAUGCUACGUUUUCAUUCCUGUUUUUCAUUGGAAGCCUUCUGGUUUCCAUGGUUAUAGUACCAGGUGUUUUAGAAGUUUCUGGAGCACAACAAAGUAAAUCGUUACAAACGAAAGACGACAAAUCAGUGUCAGUAGUUUCGCAAAAUCUAAACGAAAAUUUGCUCGUCUCAAUCAACAAAAGACUUCUCAACGACCUCGUGAGUGCAAGUUACAGGUUCCUUUACAUGUCUACUUACUUUGGAAGAGCUGAUGUAGCGUUACCAGGGUUUUCAAAAUAUUUCCGCAAGUUGUCGGAAAGAGAGCUUGAACAUGCCAAUUUCCUCAUGGCAUACCUCAACAAAAGAGGUGGAUAUGUGGAAUUUAGAAACGUUGAGGGACCAACAAAAACACAUUGGCUUGACGGUCUAGAUGCGAUGUAUUCUGCAUUUGAAAUUGAAAAGUCGUUAACUGAUAGAUUAUUAAGUCUACAUAGAAAGGCUUCGAAAUAUGAUGAUCCUCAUAUGACACAUAUAAUUGAGGACAAAUAUUUGGAUCCACAAGUUGAUAUCAUCAAAGAAAUAUCCGACCAUAUAGCGAAUCUGUCUAAAAUGAUGGGGGAGAACUACGGAUUGGGAGAAUAUGUGUUUGAUAAUGACUUGUAAAACAAACAAAAAUGAACAAGAUACAAUGAAAUAGUAUAAACUAUCUCUGGUGUAAUUCGCAGGGAUUUUAAUCUGUUAACAAAACUCUAGUGUAUCUAAAUAUUCUUUAAACGUUUCGACCUUACGGUCUGUAUCAAAAUAACAUAAUUAGCAUAAUUUUAGUACUACCUUGUGCUGUUCUAAUAAAUUAAAUAGUAUAAGUUUCAUUAUUGCUAGUAAUAGUAUUAGAACGAUAUCUAAAACGAAAAAAAAACUAUUUUGAGGAGACUUUAACGUUUGUUUAAAUGUUCAGCUCAUUCAUGUAAGACGAAUAGUUAUGUUUUUCCUUACAGCUACAUAAUAAAGAAAUGAUGUUUUUAUUGAGUAUCAAUGUUUCUUUCUCUACUUUUACCUGACUCUGUGAAAUAUUCAGCCGUACAUUAUUAACAUCCACUUUAAAUCUAUACGUAAGUUAUUGUGAAAAUAUAAUGUUUUCAAUGAAAACUUCGAAGUAUC
Messenger RNA from Ruditapes philippinarum (Manila clam), 1316 nucleotides. Its product is annotated as soma ferritin-like. Gene Ontology annotation, biological process: intracellular iron ion homeostasis; iron ion transport. Gene Ontology annotation, molecular function: ferrous iron binding; ferric iron binding. The record is from RefSeq and is a predicted model, not a curated record. Gene Ontology annotation, cellular component: cytoplasm. The coding region runs from base 165 to 821 and encodes 218 amino acids. The transcript has 5 exons. NCBI's taxonomy places the organism in Eukaryota, Metazoa, Mollusca, Bivalvia, Venerida, Veneridae.